CCGUACGUGGCUUUUUUUCUCUGGAUGCUGCUGUCGCAUCUUCCCGGUUGAGCAACGCCCAAAAUUUCGAAGUGGUACAAGUUAUAGCUCGGCCUCUUCAGGCUCCGAGAGAGGAGUAAGAUGACGGUGUUUGUAAGCGUCGGGGGUUUAGAGUAUGUGGCUGCUGGUGGCUGGAGCACCAGCGAGGUGCCGCGUUGCGGUAUCUGCCAAACAAGUAUUUCGGGAAAUCCAUCCGACCAACACUGGUAGUUACCGGCAUUACCACCUACUAGCUAGUAGUACAUUUUCUACAUAGAUUCGAAGGAUUCUCCACGCAAAGUUUCCAGCUGGCUGCUGGCCGAAGCAGAGCAUCUCCUCACUAAGAUUUGCCGGCGAUGGAUCAGUUUGCCUGAGUUCAUUUUGCAUGUCAAUCAAUCAAUCAAUCAAUCAAGAACUGUUAGAAACGACCGAGAAUGGAAUCUGAUGGCGUAGCCUUUGAUACCUAUGAAGCUGCCGAGGAGCUGGGUCUCCCCAAGAGCUUUACACCAUUUCAUGCGAGAUUAUUCGAUCUUUGCCUCUCGGAAAUCAGUCACAGCUAUUCUCAUGAGAGCACUGAUGCCAUUAUUCCACCACUAGAGAGCGAAAAUGGAAAAGUGUUGACCCUGAAGGACCUAUCAACCUUGGCACUCAUGACAGAGCGAGAAUUCGUUGCUUCCCUCAGACAAGACUUGAAAGGGCCGACGGAAGCGUCCGAUCAAGCCGAGCCACAUGUCUUUGACGUAUAUCUCAUGAAAAUCACUUUGGAUAGCACUACAUUGCGAAGAUCUGCAGCCCGCAAGAUUGCCGUGGUGGUGCCGUACAAGAGGCAACUUCUGUGGUGGAAUGGAUCGGCCUCUUCCGACGAUUAUGGAAACACUGAUCAUCAUUUUUGGUCAAUCAAACCGGACAAGUCUCAUGUCCGAAAGAUUGCCAGUCUGGCAGGUGUAGCACGUGUCUUGGGGGCUCUUUCCGAGGCCAGAAAAAUAGUCCGCAGAGGAGAUAAAGGAAGAGGGAUAUGCCUCGUUGCCAGUGCUAUGCAACGACAAGGCAUCUUAUCUGUUGCCGGUAUUUCAGAACCAAAGACAUCCUUCUUCGGUCGGCUCUUUGGAGGAGCUACAGCUCCGUUAUCAUCAAUUGUCGAGAAGAUGAAUCCAUCGCAGCGAAGGGCUGUGGAUGCUGUCGCACACCUAGACGAGGGCUUUCUUUGCAUCCAUGGACCUCCUGGGACUGGUAAGACGACAACCAUGGUUGGCAUGAUACUGACGGCUCUUCAAGCACAAAGAGGUGGCGGCAUCCUUGUAACAGCUCCCUCGAAUGCUGCCGUAGCAAACGUAGCCAUUAAGUUGCAUGCAACAGGGCAAGCACCGUUUGGACAACUCAUUGUCUUCGGAGAAAACUGUGAUUCUUCUGUCCACUUUUUGAACCCAAAAUAUAGGAGCAUGAGAUAUUCCAAGUUCUAUGAAGUUUAUGACAAGCUUUGCGACGAGGCAAAGGAAGCCCCAGAUGAGAAGAGCAAAGCGAGGGCAAACAAGAAGGCAGGCAAACUACUGGAGGAUUUUGUCUCGUGGCUGCAUCUUGAUAGCAGCUUGGAUUGGUCGCUUGCGAAGCUGUCCAGGAUCUGUCCCCACAUCGAACUGGAGGAUGAUACUGAUAGCACCACAAUAGCUGGACGCAAGGUCAUGGAGCAGCUAUUGGGACGCGCUGGGGUGGUCUUCUGCACACUGAACAGUGCCGGUUCAUUUACACUCCAAACGGCAUUGGAAGGUGCCCAGUUUACAACCAUGAUGUUGGACGAAGGUGGGCAGUGCACAGAGGCCGAGUUUUUCAUUGCCACGACCUUUCCUGGCCUGAGGCGCCUCGUCAUCAUGGGAGACCCGAAACAGCUUGCGCCGACUGUGAUUGACCCAGCUUGCGCCGCUGCUGGAUAUGGCUACUCCUUCCUUGGCCGUGUCUUCCAAGCGUCCCCAAACAAUCUACAUCUGCUGGACACUCAGUACCGCAUGGACCCUGCAAUCUUAGAAUUUCCGAACAAGCGCUUUUACAAGAAUCGCAUCCAGAGCGGCAACAAUGUCCUACAAAGAGAGCCUGUUGUCGCACAGCCCUUUCAGUUUGUAGACACCAUGAAGCGUGGACGAGAAGAAAGCGUCCAUUCUUCGUAUCAGAAUCAAUAUGAGGUUGCAGUGAUCAACAUUAUGCUGCGCAGUGACAAAGAUAUCAAGACUAUAUUGCAGAAUGGGGAUGCCGACACGAAAGUUAUCAUCAUCACUCCCUAUAAGGCUCAAAUGCUGCUUUUGCAAAAGCAAAUUAAGCUACCUAACGGAAGUAAAGGUCACCUCGUGAUUGCGACAGUUGAUUCUUUUCAAGGGCAGGAGGCCGAUAUCGUCAUUGUUACCACGGUUCGAACACGCAGAGUCGGCUUCACCGAUGAUCCACAGCGCCUGAACGUGGCCUUGACCCGUGCCAAAAGGAUUCUGCGAGUGGUAGGAGACAGACACUUUUUUGAGAACUUGCCAGGUAACUCCACGUUGAAGGCUUUAGUCAGGCAUGCUUCAAAUUCGCAGUGUAUCCACCAGUCGCAGAUCAAAGGCCUGCCGUUUUGCCCCCCAGACUGGUCUAGACCAAUGCUCUGGAAGAUGGCCUUGACUCAGCGCUUUCAUGACUGUGUACUGAAAAUGAAGGAUGAUAGGAAGAAGAACAUUUGUUUCAACACUCUCGUUGCCAUUGCAACCCCAGACCUGAAGUCAUUAAAAGGAGGCAGAGUUCCACCAAUGCAAGGAUGGAAGCUUAGCUGUUUGUCUGGUGGGGGCAGCGAGGAGCUCUAUGUGGUCUGGAUAGUGAGAGCAAACAAGUCUGGCGAGGAUCCAACAGUCGAGGCUCACUACGCUGGAGAAAAGAAGGAUUGUCUAAGGUUCGCACAAAAGAACCACAAGCCCCCUAGCGGGUCGCUACCCCCCAAAGAUGAUAUGAGCGGAGUUGUUAAAGACUCCGUCGAGCCAACUCCGGAAGAAAACGGAACCAUGUUUACUAGCUGGAAGUUAGACAAUGGGCUACAGCGCGCGAUUCUAUCCGGCAAACUCCCAGAGCUUCCUUCGGGAAUGUUGGAACUAGAUCCGCCACAAGCAGCAGUUGCAAUGUCAGAUCCUCCACUACUGAUCGAAUCAAGAUCUGGAACUGGAAAGACACUAGUGCUUCUGCAACACGCGGCAUUGAAGACUCGACAUGACCAAACUCGACCUGCAUGCUUUGUCACCGUGUCGCAACGGCUGAAAGAAGAAUUGAAGCAGAAGUAUGAAGAGCACAAGCCCGUUUUGUUCGAUGAUCUACCCGAAACUCAGUUCUUUGCUUUUCGCGAGCUCCUUGAUAAGCUCCUUGACUUCUCACAGGUUGAUGAGUUUCGUGGGAUGGACAUCUGCACAUUUUAUGGAUACUCUCGGUCUAGAAAGUCGCAUGAGCGGCAACUCAUGGAACCUCAGUUGAUCGAAAAUGAAGUGGGCGGUGUCAUCAUGGGUUCCUUGCCCGCGGCCAAGCAGAAAGCUCCCCUAGGAAGAGAAGAGUACCUGGUCGACAAACGCAGUAACAUUUCGAACAAAUCGACAGAAGGGAAAAGGUUGCGAGAGCUCGUAUAUGAUGAGUACACCAAGUACGUGUCCUGGAAGAGAGAGACAAGCAAGUUUGACAUCGCCGACGUUGUUUUGAGACUGCUGAAGGAGAAUCUCCCACAAGUCUUCUCGUCUGCAUAUCUCGAUGAAGUCCAGGACCUGUCGCACGCUUCCAUCUAUCUCAUUUGUUCGAUAGCAGGGAAAGACAGCUUGCAUUGGGUAGCCGCGGGCGACCCAGCUCAAAUGAUUUCGCCUGGCUGUUCCUUCACGUUCGACGGACUCAAGCAAACCUUUUUGUCUGUAGCUCCGGGAAUCGAAGCGGAGUUGAAAGAUGUCCACCAUCUUGUAGUAAACUAUCGAACAACGAAGGACAUCCUGACCAUGGCCAACACCAUCCUUGACAUCGCAAAGAAGAAGUUCCCUAAUGCUAUUGAAUAUGCCCUUCCAGAGACAGCCAAGAAAGAUCUUGGAUUGAAAGUUGUCAUGUGUAGGUGGCGGGAUGCCAUGACAACAAACGUGAAAUUCGGGCGGGAUCAGGCUUUUGUUUUUGCUCCAAGUGACUCAUUGCCUCUUCAACAGGAUGCUGAAACAUGGCUCAAGGGGCAUCCAUUCAUCUUGUCGUCGCUGGAGUCGAAGGGGUUGGAGUUCCAAGAUGUGGUUGUUGCCUUCGAUUUCGAUAGGAAGACAUGGGAUGUGUCUCGAAAGCUUGAAGGGUCUCUUCGCAUGCUGCGUGAGCUUUACGUGGCUGUUACCAGGGCCCAACGACGGGUCGUCAUUUUGAUCAAAAACGAAAUAGACAAUAUGCAUGCUUUCUUCCGGGAGCUAGACUGUGAGGAAAUGCAGGCCAGCGUCGUAUUUCAGGAAUUCAAUCGCGAAACUACAAGUGAGCAAUGGUUUGAUCAGGGAGUGCAGCACUUCGACAGUGCUCAAUUCGAAUUGGCAUCAAGAUGCUUCACCAGGGCAGGACAUCACGGUUGGUCUUUUCUCGCCAAAGGCGAAGAUUCCUUGAGGGUAGGAUUGAAGGAAAAAGCAUCGGAAUACUUCCACAGAGCUGUCACUCCUUUUCAAGAACGGCAAGAUACCAAAAAAGUGCUCGACUUGCUGAAGAAAUUGGUGGAUACUAGAACAGAGUGGGACGCUAUCAACGACGAUAUCUUCUCGCAAGCGCUCCAAUCUUGCCCAAGGCACUUACCAAGGGUUCUGGGCGUUGAAUUUCACCUUAUCCGUGGUAAUUGGAACGGCAUCAAACCCAACGACUUGGCUGAUCGCUCUCUGGCCUCCCUUUUUGGAAGUUACAGGAAGCAUUCGAGUUUGAUGGAUAUCGUUCGUCGCGCAUCAGACGGACAAAGGAGGGAAAUCGAACAGUCUUUGCCUUGGGCUCACGCUGACUAUCAAAUGGAUCAAGGAAAUUUUCUGGCAGCCGUCAGGAUCUUCUUAGAUUCCAACGAGGGUCAAGACGCAGCUGAUUGCAGCGAACGAAUCAUCGCAGCAAAGAGGAAAGAUGCAACUGAAACGCUUUUGGCUCUCGUGGAUCUCUGGAAGGAACACACCUCCACAUCAAGAGCUUCGAGAGUGGCGUUGGCGAGAGAAGGCAAGCUUUCGUUACUGCUGCAGUUGUUUGGAUCAACAGAUGACACAUCUUCUUCCCGAGGUUCCGAAUGCCUGGCAUCCUUUGGAAAAGACUUGGUUAGACACGCUGUAGAGAAAGCAGGAUUGGAUUUCACUUGUCUAUUGACCUUCGGAGCCGACGAGUUCAAGGAAGAGGUUACGUGUGUUCUGGAAAAGAGGUUCGAGCAAGACUCCACAUUGGUUGUUGACUGGUUUCUUGCAGCAGGGUAUCAAAAGCUCGCCGUGGCCUAUGUCACAAAUAGACAUUGGCCACAUCUUGAUCUCUUGCGACUUGUUUUGCUUUUCCGUGCCAGGCCAAAGUGUCUAUUUCGGUUGCUGAAGGAUGAAGAGCUGCUGGAGGCAGCUGCUGUCUUGGUGUUGAGAAGCCGCCACCUCAGCGAAGACAACAAAAGCGAGUUUUUCAACCAGUACAGAGCAUUUGACUCGAGCAAAGUCCCUGGCCUGGUCAUGAAACAAUCGAAAGAUCACUCACUCCUCUAUGCGCCUAAUAGCGGAGUCUUGUGGCGGAUCGGGGCAAAGAAGCAGUACUUUGAGGAAUUGUUUUUCAUCUGCGAACGUCUGGGCUCGAUUGAUGCGGCAGUCAACGUAUCGAUUGUAGCACUUUCAAGCCAUGAGUUGGCGGCGCAAAACGUUUCCAGAAUCCUCCAUGAGUGGGAGGAAAGAGGAGGUCUCAGCAGAUCCGCAAUGGCUCAUCAGAAACUGCUUCUGUUCAUAGCAAUGACCCAAGAUGCAGCCAAGGAAACCAAGCCGGGCAAGCUCUCGGAGCCAUUUGGUUUUGACGACUUCGCCGACAAAACCUCUCGCUGGACAGACGUCUCUACCCGCUUUCUUGACUGGGUCGAAGAAAUCUGUGCUGUCGCGGAUCUCGAAACGGGGUUUUGGCCGCUCGUAAAGGCAUUCGGUCCAGUAGCUGCGACCUACGUUCGACUGGCCGAUGGAAGACACGAUGAGGGCUUCCUGGGUUCUCUUUGCGCUCACCACAAGGAGCUACUCGAGAAAUUGGCCUUGCAACGUCAAAAGGUAGAAGGAGGAAGAGUCAAGGCGAAGCUGGGUGCUGGAACGAAGUCGGCAGCUGGACCCACCUCCAACGAGAAGACCAAAAGAAAAGGAAAAGGAAAGACGGAAAUUACCGUGAGCGGAACCCAUCAAGCAGAGAAAGGAAACAAGAAGAAAGCGAGAGGAAACAAGAAAAAGAAGAGGAAUCGAAAAGGCUAAGCAUAGCCUUCAGUGGAGAGUUUUGUGUUUUCUUUUGUAUUACUUUAAAAUGCUCAUUACAUUGACCCACCCAUGAAGCUGCCCUCCUUUGACGCUGGAUAGUCGUCGCCCCUCGAAACUAUGGAAUAGUCCUCCUGUCAUCGUCGCCACCCCUUUUGUCCGCUUGUUGUCUUAUCGAGUUUGUUUUACCGGGUACCACAUUGCUUUCUGCCCAAGCGAAGCUGCGAACCAAGCUUCAGGUACCUGGUACCUGUACCUGAGACUUAGCUAGCUCGCUUUAACGUUUCCUCGUUGGAUAGUUAACAUUGUGUUAAAACGCUCUUUCGUUCUCGGCUUGGAAAAGUGGUGUCGAUUGAUCAAGCACAGAACUCAUUGGCAGUGAUACAGUUUCUACGAUGCAGUGCUCAAGUCAAGAAUCCGGGAGCCAACAAGGUGAAUAGUAGAAGCACCAGACUUGUCCCAAGUCUUGCGAGAGGAACAUCGGCACUACUCUCGGCUGGCGCAGGCAUCGUUGCUGUUGGCGCCGCGGUUGUACCUGGGGCUAGGGUGUCUGUGGCUGUUGGAAUCGCUGUUCCUGGUGUGCCGGGAGCGAUUGUCUCGUCUGGCGGCGGGCCAGGCGAAGGGGCUUCUGUCGGCGAAUCCGGGUCCACGCAACAUUCAAAGGCAAACGCUUGAACGCUGCUGCAAAGAUUAUAUGUUGUCACGUAGCUUGCAAAGUCUAAGAGAUCUCCACAGGUGGCACCACCAGCCAACUCUGGUGCUUUAUUGAUUUGUCUGACUAUCUGACCCUCGGGGCAGAAUGUGCACUGGUUGGGAGGCUCGAACCCUGUGCAUCCACAGUAUGCAGACGAAUCAAAUGAUUGGCUUGCCAUUUCUUGGGCACAUUCGGAGGUCAAGCGAAUGGAGGCAUAGUCGUUGACUUCUUUGCAGGUAGUACCCAACAAGGGAAUGGGCUUGUCAGUUUCGGGUGGAACUUCUCCAAGUUGACAGAGUGUGCAGGCAGGAAUGGCAUCAGCACAUUCGCAAAAGUAGGGAAAUCGAGUUUGGACGUCCUCACAAGACAUUGGGUGGCCAAAGUCUGACGCCAAACCAAUAUUCGCACAUGUCAGACCAUAUGGCUCAUAUAGCUUAUCCUCAUUGAAAAGGACCCCCUCACAGACAGGGCACUCUUCGAUGGGUUGGCAACAUACUUGAGAGCUAUCUGCGAUUGCCUGGCAGGACGCCUCAUCGGUGAUGUAGCUCAAGUACUCGUCCAUUUCUUGGCAAGUCAGCCCCCCUGUGUCUGGUAAAACCAAAUCCGGAUUAGCAAUAUCCAUUCCUAGGGGACAAAGGCUGCACAGACUGGAUGGAAAGGUCCCUUGGCAUCCGCAAAAACCCUGCACAUUGACAG
Seminavis robusta is the source of this 7851-nucleotide messenger RNA. The record is from the annotation of a GenBank genome assembly. Lineage: Eukaryota; Bacillariophyta; Bacillariophyceae; Naviculales; Naviculaceae.